AUGCCAAUUUCUCGCGAACGCACUCGAAGACCUCAUUUUGAUUAUCUAUCUAUCUAUCUAUCUAUCUAUCUAUCUAUCUAUCUCACUUCAUUAUCUCACUACAUUAUCUAUCUAUCUAUCUAUCUAUCUAUCUAUCUAUCUAUCUAUCUUACUUCAUUAUCUCACUUCAUUAUCUAUCUAUCUAUCUAUCUAUCUAUCUAUCUUACUUCAUUAUCUCACUUCAUUAUCUAUCUAUCUAUCUAUCUAUCUAUCUAUCUCCUUCAUUAUCUCAGUUCAUUAUCUAUCUAUCUAUUUAUCUAUCUAUCUAUAUAUCUUACUUCAUUAUCUCAGUUCAUUAUCUAUCUAUCUAUCUAUCUAUCUAUCUAUAUAUAUAUAUAUAUAUAUAUAUAUAUAUAUAUAUAUCCAUCUCCUUCAUUAUCUCAAUUCAUUAUCUAUCUAUCUAUCUAUCUAUCAUAUCUAUCUAUCUAUCUAUCUCAAUCUGUUCAUAUCUAUCUAUCUAUCUAUCUAUCUAUCUAUCUAUCUAUCUAUCUAUCUCACUUCAUUAUCACUGUUCAUUAUCUAUCUAUCUAUCUAUCUAUCUAUCUAUCUAUCUAUCUAUCUCACUUCAUUAUCUCAGUUCAUUAUCUAUCUAUCUAUCUCACUUACUUCAUGAUCGAAGUUCAUUAUCUAUCUAAUCAUAUGAUAUGA
This is a messenger RNA of Acanthosepion pharaonis, 687 nucleotides long. The record is from the annotation of a GenBank genome assembly. NCBI's taxonomy places the organism in Eukaryota, Metazoa, Mollusca, Cephalopoda, Sepiida, Sepiidae.